AUGAAUCAAACAUUUGAAGACAGAGAUGAAAAUAAUAACAUCAAAAAAAUCCCACCAAGAAUUCAGUUUUAUAAUCUAAAUGAUAUGUCUAACAUGCAUACAAUUAAGAAUUCCAAGAGUUAUCUACCUGGCUUAAAUUCAGGAAACAAUUUAGAUGAUGUUUUCCUUUUCCAUAAGCAGACUGGAGGCAAGGCUUCUGAAAAAUUAAAAUACCUAAAAGUUCAGAGGCCAUAUCAUCCAGAACCUGAGUCUUUCAAAUCAACCAAGGAAGAGCAGUCCUCCUUCAAGAGGCAGGUCAUCCUGUUUAUGAUUUUCCUUGUGAUAUACCUAACAGCCUUUAUAGGAAACUCCCUCUUAGUGUUGGUGUCCUCAGUGGACCUUGCCCUUCAAACCCCCAUGUACUUUUUCCCGAGGAGUCCGUCCCUUAUGGACAUCGGCUACACCACUGUCAUCAUUCCCAAAAUGCUCACCAAUUCCCUGCCCAAGAAUCAAAGUGUUUCCUUUGGUGGCUGUGCAGCCCAGAUGUAUUUUGCCUUCUUUUGUGGGCCCUCAGCAUGUUUGAUCCUGACAGCGAUGGCUUAUGACAGAUAUGCAGCCAUCCGUGAUCCACUCCACUAUUUUCCUAUUAUGAACUGGAAACUGUGUCUACAGCUGAGCCUGGCUUCCUGGCUAUCAGGGAUUCCAGUAGCAACAGUACAGACUACAAUGAUGUUUACACUGCCCUUCUGUGAGCCUAAUGUAAUUAACCACUUCUUCUGUGAUAGCCCCCCUCUCUUAGAGCUCAUGUUCACAGACGUCUUUGCGAUUGAGGUAUACAGUGUAACUGCGUCUGUGAUCGUCCUGAUACUCCCCUUCGGAGUAAUCAUUGCAUUUUGUAUCCACAUCCUCAUCACCAUUCUGAAGAUGUCCUCCGCUGAGGGCCGCUGCAAAGACUUCUUCUCCUGCUCAUCCCACCUCAUUGUGGUUUCGCUGUACUUUGGGGCUGCAGGUUCAACCUACUUCCGAGUCAAAUACUCCUACUCACUAGAGACCAAGAAGCUUCUUUCUCUCUCCUAUACAGUCUUCACUCCCAUGUUAAAUCCCCUGGCCUACAGUCUGAGGAGUCAAGAGGUGAAAGGUACCCUGAAGAGAAUUAUAGGUAAAAAAAUAUUUCCCCAAGAGCUGGGAGGCUCUGAUUUGAGAUGGUGA
Molecule: messenger RNA, 1188 nt
Organism: Tachyglossus aculeatus (Australian echidna)
Lineage: Eukaryota; Metazoa; Chordata; Mammalia; Monotremata; Tachyglossidae
Product: olfactory receptor 10A7-like
Exons: 4
Coding region: 1-1188 (395 amino acids)
Biological process (GO): G protein-coupled receptor signaling pathway
Cellular component (GO): membrane
Molecular function (GO): G protein-coupled receptor activity; olfactory receptor activity
Source: RefSeq, a predicted model, not a curated record